Molecule: messenger RNA, 640 nt
Organism: Linepithema humile (Argentine ant)
Lineage: Eukaryota; Metazoa; Arthropoda; Insecta; Hymenoptera; Formicidae
Source: RefSeq, a predicted model, not a curated record
AUGUCCUGGACAAAUUUCCUAGAAUUGCCGCCGAAUAUUCAUUGGGGAGAGUUGCGAAAUGUGGCAACUGGAUCGUGUUUGGACACUAUGGGUCAUGCACCUCCAAGUCUUAUGGCUACUUCUCACUGUCAUGGAUUUGGAAACAAUCAGCUUCUGAGACUCAAUACAAAAGGUCAAUUAGGCGUCGGUGAGAGAUGUGUUGAAGCGGACGGUCAAGGUGUAAAGUACGCAUUUUGUCGUCUAGGAACUGCGGACGGUCCAUGGCAAUAUGACGAAAAAACGAAGACUCUAUUGCAUAGAGUACAUAAGAGAUGUAUGGCGCUCCAUCCCCAAACUCAACAAUUAUCUCUGAUGCCGUGUGACAUAAACAAUACGUAUCAGCAAUGGACUUUUCAUCAAGUCCAUCCACGAUGGUAAAAGACAGAUGGUAGUGGAAGAAAUGUACUUAAUCACAACGACUAUAUUAUUACAAUCAAAUCAAAGAGAUUAUAAGCAAUAGACGUGACUGCAGCUGAUAUAACUUCAAUAUGGAUAAAAAUAUUCAUAUUUUAUUAUAUGCAAGAUGUACUUAAUAUUUAGUUAUACUUGACCAGAACUGUUGUAUGAGAUUAUAUAUUUCGAUUAAAUUGUUAUAAGAGGA